ACUGCUUAUAAAAAGGGACUUCACCAUCUUUCAUUCAAUUCACAAAUUGGAUAAAAACCUCUACCUUCAAUUCUCGUUUUAUAAAAUUAGGAAACUGACUUGAGAAGAAGUAGUAAAGGAAGAAGAAGAAGAUGAAGUAUGUGGUGGUUUCAGGUGGAGUAGUGAGUGGACUAGGAAAAGGAGUCACAGCAAGUAGCAUCGGUCUCAUCCUCAAAUCCUGUGGAUUCCGUGUCACCGCCAUUAAAAUCGAUCCUUACUUAAACAUUGAUGCUGGGACCAUGUCACCUAUUGAGCAUGGUGAAGUUUACGUUUUGGACGAUGGUGGCGAGGUUGAUCUUGAUCUUGGGAACUAUGAGAGGUUCAUGGACAUUAAGCUGACCCGUGAAAACAACAUAACUACCGGAAAGGUUUAUAAGCAUGUGCUUGAGAAAGAGAGGAGAGGAGAUUAUCUUGGGAAGACUGUUCAGGUUGUUCCUCAUAUCACUGAUGCAAUUCAAGAAUGGAUUGAGCGUGCAGCUAAGAUUCCAGUUGAUGGACAAUCAGGUCCAGCUGAUGUUUGUGUCAUAGAACUUGGUGGAACAAUAGGAGACAUAGAGUCCAUGCCUUUUAUUGAAGCUCUUGGGCAGUUCUCGUAUCGUGUUGGCUCUGGAAAUUUCUGUUUGAUCCAUGUCAGUCUUGUGCCUGUACUGAAUGUUGUUGGUGAACAGAAGACUAAACCAACGCAACAUAGCGUUAAAGACUUAAGAGGCCUUGGCUUAAGCCCUAACAUCUUGGCUUGCAGAAGCACAAAGCCACUUGAAGAUAAUGUGAAGGCCAAACUCUCUCAGUUUUGCCAAGUUCCGAUGGAAAACGUUGUUACUCUCUAUGAUUGCCCCAACAUUUGGCAUAUUCCAUUGCUUCUCAAAGAACAAAAGGCACACGAGGCGAUAUUGCGUGUCUUGAACCUUGAAGGAAUUGCAAAGGAGCCUGCAUUAGAGGAAUGGUCUGUGAUGGCUAAAAUGAGCGACAAGUUGCACGUUCCGGUAAGAAUUGCUGUGGUUGGGAAGUACACUGAGCUCUUGGAUUCAUAUCUUUCCCUCCACAAGGCUCUCUUGCACGCUUCUGUGGCUAGGCGUAAGAAACUUGUCAUAGAUUGGAUUUCAGCUACUGAUCUUGAACAAGGUGUCAAGAAAGAGAAUCCAGAUGCAUACAAGGCAGCUUGGAAGUUACUCAAGGGUGCUGAUGGUAUUCUUGUGCCUGGAGGUUUUGGGAACAGAGGUGUAGAAGGGAAGAUCCUGGCAGCGAAACACGCCAGAGAGAACAAAGUUCCAUACCUUGGUAUCUGUUUAGGGAUGCAACUCGCUGUGAUUGAGUAUGCAAGAAACGUACUUGGUUUGCCAGAUGCAAACAGUGCUGAACUUGAUCCUAACACCAAGAACCCUUGUGUUGUCUUCAUGCCAGAGGGCUCGACAACUCAUAUGGGAGGCACUAUGAGGUUAGGCUCACGAAGAACUUAUUUUCAAAGCAAGGACUCCAAAUCAGCAAAACUAUAUGGGAACAGAAGUUUUGUUGAUGAGAGACACCGACACAGAUAUGAGGUGAAUCCAGCCAUGGUUCCACGUUUUGAGAGCUCUGGACUCACAUUCCCAGGAAAAGACGAGACUGGUCAGCGAAUGGAGAUCGUUGAGCUACCUAACCAUCCGUUCUACGUUGGAGCUCAGUUCCAUCCUGAGUACAAAUCAAGACCUGGCAAACCAUCUCCUCUGUUCCUAGGACUAAUUGGAGCAGCUAGUGGAGAGCUAGAGAGUGUACUGCAACAAAUCUGCCAAGAAAGCGUCCCCUCACGUCCUCAACCCAAUGGAAAACUGGAGAGAGUUUAUUGGAAAGGCGCUGCAACGAAAAAGCCAGUCAGUGUUGUGUACAGUUUAUGUGAUCAUGUCUACUCAUGAACAUGACUGCAUCAACGAAGAAGACUUCUCUCUAGAAAAAAGAUGUUUUAUCCGAAAGUUUUUAAUGGAUUGCUUUAUCUAUGAAGGAAGAGAGAAGGCUGUACAGUUUUGAAGAUUGGCUUUUUAUGAGUUGGGUUUCUUAAGAUAAUGAAGAAGAAGAACACUAAACACAAGCAGCAUAAGAAGAUAUAUACCUUUGUCUUUUGUAAUCGGUAAUAUUUAGAGAGUCAUGUGACCGACUCUCUCUCUGUUGCUGUGUUUCUUAGAUUCUUAUGUAGUAGUAGUAGUUAGUAUGAUCAAAUCUUUAGCUUUUUGUUGGUUUGUUUUUGUUGUCUUUUGGGUUAUUAUGGUUUAAACAUUUCCAGAGAAGUUUUGAUUUCUCUGUAUGUUAAUGUAACUUCUAUGCUAUUUGAAUGGUUAUGUUAUAUUACUAGC
Messenger RNA from Eruca vesicaria subsp. sativa (arugula), 2363 nucleotides. The record is from the annotation of a GenBank genome assembly. NCBI's taxonomy places the organism in Eukaryota, Viridiplantae, Streptophyta, Magnoliopsida, Brassicales, Brassicaceae.